Messenger RNA from Dicentrarchus labrax (European seabass), 3965 nucleotides. RefSeq names its product protein arginine N-methyltransferase 8-B (gene prmt8a). Lineage: Eukaryota; Metazoa; Chordata; Actinopteri; Moronidae. The transcript is spliced from 10 exons. Gene Ontology annotation, cellular component: plasma membrane. Gene Ontology annotation, biological process: peptidyl-arginine methylation. The record is from RefSeq and is a predicted model, not a curated record. Bases 710 to 1954 code for a protein of 414 amino acids. Gene Ontology annotation, molecular function: protein-arginine N-methyltransferase activity.
UCAGCAGAGUGAACCAACUCCAACUUUCUCUGGGCGGGCGGCGUUCAGCACUUUGUGAGGCUGGAGAGCGAAUAAAUGGAGCACAGAGCAGUUGCAUUAAAGAUGAUGGGCAGGGGGACACUAAUGGUGGCAUGUGUUAAUAAGAAAUUCGUGGGCACGUUUUGAGAGUCAUCACAUUUCUGUGCAUGCACUCAGCGUCAGGUCUCUCCACUCUGUGUGGUAGCAGCGGAUGCGGUACUAUUUUUAGAAACAAUGUUGCGGUAGAGGAAUCAAUCAAACUGGGACUAAAACAGUGUGUUCAUGGCAAUCUGCUGCUUUUAGUGCUGCAAUCUUCUGAGAUCCCCAUCUACGCUCGCCGGGUCAUGGGAUAGGACGUAGCAUUUAUAUCUAUCUCUUCUCAGCUGCUGCAACAUGAUGCAUUUUCCUCUGAUGCUCUCCAGGAAAGCACACCGGUGGACUGCAAACUUUUGCACCAUGCAAUCCACUACACUUCAUGGCAACAGUGGCUGCAAUGCUUUUGGGACCUCAUGUAGUUUUGUGUCUUUUCACAGUCUUAGAAUUUCUAAAGAACACUGCAGUUUGGGAUGUGAAUGAGAAUUGUUGAAUGAUAAAGAUCUGAGGAGCCUGGAAAUCGGGAGGGGGGGGGGGGGGCACACUGUUUUCUCAUCCUCUUUACUUCUAAGUGUGAGCACAUUUUUUGCUGGCUCUUAUGGGAAUUAAGCACUCGUCCCGCUGCAUGCUCCUCAGGAGAAAAAUGGCGGAGUCUGAGAGCAGUGAGCAACCACAGCCACAGCCACAGCCACAGCCAAUCCGCAUAAUUCCAUCCCAGUCGGCACAGCCCACCUCAUUGCCCAAGCCGGUGCCUUCCAUCCAGCAUGCCACGAGACCUCCUUUGCCGCCACAUACACCCCAUGCCGCCAGCCUUUCUAGCUGUCCUGGGCGGGGCAAGAUGUCCAAAUUCCUCAGCCCGGAGGAGAUGACCUCACGAGACUACUACUUUGACUCAUAUGCGCACUUUGGUAUACAUGAGGAGAUGCUGAAGGACGAAGUGAGGACGCUCACCUACAGAAACUCCAUGUACCACAACAAGCACGUCUUCAAGGACAAAAUAGUGCUGGAUGUUGGAAGCGGGACUGGGAUCCUGUCCAUGUUCGCGGCCAAAGCAGGGGCAAAGCACGUGUAUGGGAUUGAAUGUUCCAGUAUAUCAGAGUACUCAGAGAGAAUCAUCAAGUCCAACCACCUCGACAGCGUGAUCACCAUCUUCAAAGGAAAGGUGGAGGAGGUGGAGCUUCCUGUUGAGAAGGUUGACAUCAUAAUAUCCGAGUGGAUGGGCUACUGCCUGUUCUAUGAAUCCAUGCUCAACACCGUCAUCUUUGCCAGGGACAAGUGGCUGAAACCCGGUGGAUUGAUGUUUCCUGACCGUGCCUCUCUGUACGUGGUGGCCAUAGAAGACAGGCAGUACAAAGACUUCAAAAUACAUUGGUGGGAGAACGUGUAUGGCUUUGACAUGACCUGUAUCCGUAAUGUGGCCAUGAAGGAACCACUGGUGGACGUAGUGGACCCUAAACAGGUGGUGACAAACUCCUGCCUCAUCAAGGAAGUGGACAUCUACACAGUGAAGGCUGAAGACCUCUCAUUUACCUCAGCGUUCUGCCUGCAGAUCCAGAGGAACGACUACAUCCAUGCACUGGUCACCUACUUCCACAUUGAGUUCACUAAGUGUCACAAAAAGAUUGGUUUCUCCACCGCGCCAGAUGCCCCGUACACCCACUGGAAGCAGACGGUGUUCUACCUGGAGGACUACUUGACGGUACGGAGAGGAGAGGAGAUCACCGGCAGCAUUGCUAUGAAGCCCAAUGAGAAAAACACUCGAGACUUGGACUUUACCUUCGAGCUGGAUUUCAAAGGACAGCUGUGUGAAGCGGCCAUAGCCCACGACUACAAGAUGCGCUAAUUUGGACUGGGGGACUUUGGUGCCCCAUUGAGUACAACCCCCUGAGCACCAGAGGGAGACAGAGACACUCCCAUGACCCCAGACGAUGUAUGAGGGGCGUAAGAGAAAAGACCAGGCCAAAGACCAAGCAGAAGUGGCCCCACUGACAAUAUCACAAGCUUGUCACUACAGUAUAUGAUGAAGGCAGGAAGUUACUGAUGCUGACUGUUAAACCAUUCUGAAUGUAACACUGACAGAAACAGGCCAGGAAUACGUUCUAGUCUUGAUGGGUGUUAUUGAUUAUUGAUGUGUGUGUAUAUGUGAGAUGGAGUGAUGUACCCGUGUGUUUUGUUGUUUUCCACACUAACCUGGACCUUAUGGAGGGAUAGUUGAAGUUUUUAAAUUACAGUAGAGCUCAUCUAAUUACUGUACUGUCCAUAUUCUGCUAUAGGUAGCCAAUCAAUUUAAGGUGUAAUUCUUAUGUCAUAUAAUGUACUGUAGGGAAUGAUGAUCAGAGAAACACUUUCAUUUAUAGCUGUAUCAAUUUAGCAAUGUUGGAAUACUAACAGCCAAGGACAAAUCUGCGUAUGUGCAUAAAUGUGAAAUGUGAAAGGUAACACGUGUUUGCAUAGUCAGUGUACUAGUAGCUUCUUGUGAGUGUGUAAUAGAAGGUGUCACAGCUCACACUGUUGCACAGCAUGGACUCCAGAUGUGUUGUCAGUCUGAGCUGGGAUGUUGACAUGCCAAUAACAUACCUUCCCCAUCCUCAAUGCCUUGACCAAGUGCCCGAAGCGUACCUAGUUGUUUUCCGCUUUUUUUCUAUAGUUUCAUAUAUAUAGAUGCUAGCCACCUCUUUUGUUUAGGUUAGCUUUUAGUUAUAUCACAGGGUCAAGCCAUGAAGCUUCUUUCAGUCUACAUCUGGACAUGAUUUACAGCAAGCAGUUUAACCCCACAUAUCUUAGUAAAUCCUAGCAACUAGCUCCAAUCUGAUUUUUUUCUAUAGGAGUUGCUGAAAUAAUGAUAAUGCUUGAUGACCUGCAGUAUCCCGGCACUAAUAUCUUGGUUUGAACCUUAUGACAUUGACUAUUCUGCUUCUUGUAACAUGCAUACAGGUUUCUUGUAUACUAUCACACGUGUGAUACUGGAGUUUACAGAAUGUAUCUCAGUCUAAAACGUACUGCAUUGCACUCAGUGACAGUAGGACACACUGCAGCGUAUUGAAGCUGAUGAAAAUGAUCUUUCCACUUCACUUGUGCUCUUACUAAUGUCAUUGCCAAGAUUCCCCGCUAAAGGGUUGUCUUCCCUCAAGAUGUGGAUCUAGGCAAAGAUUACCUUAAAACUAUUUAAAACCUCAUAUUAGCGUUUCUACUAUUAGCCUCAAUAAAAGACAACAAAACAUUUUCUGUGCUUUGAAGCCAUUUGCUAAAACAUUCUCUUUCCCAGAUUGUAAUUGUAUUAUCUUAUCCAGAGACAAGAACCAGCCUCAACUCCCCUGUCUUACAUAUCGUGCAGAGGCCCCAGUGAAUCAUUUCAAUGCUGUAACCAAAAUGUACAGUAUGAGCACUGGGGAAUAAUGGAGGAAGCUAGAUAAGUUAUAAAGCAUGCAACUAAUGCUAGUAACAAUCAACAAGUUCAGUAUCCAACCGAGUGCUGCCUUCUCAGAGCACACCGUGUCUGAGAUCCUGUGUGUUUUACAGGGCGCUGCAUGGUACAAAUAAGCAAUACAAGGUUAUGAGUCAUUAAUGCUUACUUAUCAUGCUCAUACAUGAUAAGUGAUCUUAUUUAAUUAGAAUAAUACUUGUACUGAAAGAGCAUCUUUGGAAUCUGUCCAGUCACCCAUAUACUCUGAUGAAAUUUGGCUGCUCAAAUUAAACAACAAACCUAGUUAGCCAUAUAGUUUAUAAGUCAUUCAAAUUCAAAUAAAUUGGCAUGUUCCACAUGUAUUACUAUCUUUGAAAGAAAAAUGUAAUGUGUUGUUUUACAUAUUGUCAUGUCAACUUCAAAACGGAAUAAACAGCAAUGUCCAAUCCCA